CUCCCUUUAGUUUUAUAGCCUCCCCCACAGGGUCAUACCUGCUUCUCCCUUGAAACGCCAGUCAACCACACGCCACACAAAACCCAAACCCCACUCGCCCCUCCUUCCUCCUUCCCUCCCUGUACACAAACAACAAAUUCUAUGUUAGCGUAUUAGAUUCAUUCAAAUAUGAAGGCGGAUACAAGGAUCAGAUGCUGUUAAAUGGAGUCUUUAAACAAUAAUCGAAGUGGGCAGAGCCAAGAAGAAGCUUCACUCAACCUCGUCACUCCUUUUCAAAGUCAAUCUCAGCAGCUGGGACAUGGGUCUGAUGACCCAGACCCAGACCACCAUGGUCCAUACAUGGGCUCCAUCUCAAUCCAACCUACUGCUUCUACAUCCUCUAAGCCUGCGUCCUCUUCUGUCAAGAGGUCCACCAAGGAUCGCCACACCAAGGUCGACGGCAGGGGACGGCGCAUCCGUAUGCCAGCUAUCUGUGCCGCGAGGGUUUUUCAGCUGACUAGAGAAUUGGGCCACAAGUCUGAUGGUGAAACUAUAGAGUGGCUUUUGCAGCAAGCCGAGCCGGCCAUUGUGGCGGCCACUGGAACCGGCACGAUUCCGGCGAACUUUUCGACUCUCAACGUAUCUCUCCGCAGCAGCGGCUCCACCAUCUCGGCGCCACCCUCGAAGUCGGCUCCCCACUCGUUUCAUGGUGGUUUAGGCCUCUUUGACGACGGCGGCAGCGAUCCAAGCCGGAGAAUCUUGGGGUUUCAUCAUCAGCUGUAUCCUCAUCUAGGAACCGGCGGUGCAACCUCGUCUUCGCUAACAAAGCCUGCGGCGCCCGGGCCUCAAGAUCACGAACAGGGCUCUUCUCCGGCGGCGACGCACGGUUCAGCUCGACCUGCUCCGGCCAUGUGGGCAGUUGCACCUGCCACCAGCAACGGCGGCAGCGCUUUCUGGAUGCUGCCGGUGACUACCAGCGUUAGCACCUCAACCGCCGGAGUUGGGGCCUCGGAGCCUCAGAUUUGGCCGUUUGCAACGGGCGGAGGGCAGUAUAGAGUGAAUUUCUCGGGUGGGGUGAGUCCAAUCCAACUGGGUCCAAUGGUUCUGCAACAGCCACAAGGGUCUCAGCAACUGGGAUUGGGACUAUCAGAUAUCAACAUGGGAAUGCUGAAUGCUUAUAACAGCAGUAGGGUUGAUUUGGGGAUGAAUUUGGAACAGCAUCAGCAUCAGAACCAGCCUCCUCAAGGUAGUGAAGACAGUGGAGAUGAAGAUGCUGCUGAGUCUCAAUGAUUUCAAGUUAAUUGCUUCUUUCUUUCGGCUUUGCUAGAGCUUUUGGGAGUGGUUUAUCAGCCAUGACUCCUAGCUUUUUGUGUAUGUCCUUUGCUUUUGUAGCAGUAGCCAUUAUUGAUUGUUGACUGCAUUAAUGAGUUGAAGGAAUGGAAUUUCUUUUCACUUCAAA
This is a messenger RNA of Vitis riparia (riverbank grape), 1438 nucleotides long. Its product is annotated as transcription factor TCP8-like. NCBI's taxonomy places the organism in Eukaryota, Viridiplantae, Streptophyta, Magnoliopsida, Vitales, Vitaceae. Gene Ontology annotation, cellular component: nucleus. Bases 202 to 1269 code for a protein of 355 amino acids. The transcript has a single exon. Gene Ontology annotation, molecular function: DNA-binding transcription factor activity; sequence-specific DNA binding. The record is from RefSeq and is a predicted model, not a curated record.